CCAACCCUCCAUAUGAAGCGUAGAAGAAGAAAACCAGGAAGCGGUUUGAAGAGUUUCAGCGCCACUUGUCUCCGGUUCGUUCCGUUCUUCAGAAACCCGGUCCCGGAGGUCUUCGGAGUCGGGCUGUCUUGGAACCAGAGAUUGGACUCCCCUGCAGCAGUUUCUGGACCAGUUCGGACCAGCAGCGAGGCGGAGUCUCUGUGGAUGAAGAACGUCUUCACCUUCAUCUGUCAGCACCUGAGUCCUGGUAGCUGUGGCCCCGCCUCCUCCUGUGCUGACCAAUCAUCUUCGGAUGUGUGCUGUAACCACAGUGUGUAUCAACUCAGUGUGUAUGUGCUGCAGAAGAUCCAGGAGAUGUGUGUCGCUCACAGUCUACCUGUCAGCUACAGGCUGCUGUCUAUCUCAGAGCUGGUCUCUCAGCAACACCUGGCCUGUGUCAGCAACCUGUCCUGGACCACCAAUCAGCAGCGAGCUUGGACCAAGGAGGCGGAGCUUUGUUUGCCGGGGGAGAGAGCACUGCCACGUGUCAACCUGCUGCUGAUUGGCUUUCUGAGAGAGGGGCAGGGUGGAGAGUGGAGGCUGACGGACAGCAGUGGCAGUGUCAGGUGUGAGUGCCUGUCCCCGUCUCCUCUGUGGCUCAGCCGUCCCGUCUUCCUUCCUCACUGGAACUACAUCCCCCAUGAUUCUUCAGGGCAUGAAAAGGAUGGAGGAUGCCUGGAGCUGAUUGGUUCUCCUGUUCUGCUGUGUCCUGAUGCUGGCCAAGGAUUGGUUGCUGGUUCAGGAGGAGGGGAGGGGCUUAGCAGGGCAGUGGACGUCACACAGGCUGCAGGGUUACUGCAGAAAAGGGUCAGAGGUCAAUGUGUGUCGGUGUACGGUCAGGUGGGGGCAGUGUGUCCUCUGCUGGAGAUGGAAGGGUCAACGUUCUUCUUCUUCACUCUGACGGACAAGACGCACUCACUUCCUGUCCUCGUUAAGGACAACAGGCUGUGGUGGUCUUCGUGUGUGUGUGUUGGACAGAGUGUCUGUGUGACGUCUCUGCGUGUGUGUGUCCUACGAGGCUGGAGAAGAAACAACAUCUUAUGUGUGACUGAACAUUCAGAGAUACACACCAACUUCACACCAACACACACACAGCAACAGACACAGUCUGACUCUCAGCUGGACACGCCCCUCUUGGUGAUGUCACAGACUGAUGAGGUGGCCUGUGAGGAGGCGGAGCCUGAAGAAGACACAUUUCAAUCAGGGUGGAAGAUGAAGAAUUCCAGAGUCAUCAGUUAUCAGGGCACAGUGUCUGAGGUAGUAAGUGAGGGGGCGGGACUCUACGUGCUUGACAGGAAGGUGGGUCUGUGUGUAGCCUAUCAGCCGGCAGCGAGGAGGAAGCUGAGAGCUGGUGACGGCGUGGAGCUGCACCACGUCCACUUCCUGUACCGACCAUCUCCAGACUUCCCUCCCAGCAUGCUUUGCUGCUGUCUGCACUCCAGCAUCAGGGUAACAGCCUUUAGCAGACUGGGGGGUACUCCACCCGCCCCCCGUUGUCCUGGAGACGGAGUGUUACCACGGUUACUGCUGCAGAAGAAUACAGGUGUAUCCGAGUACCUGUGGACGUGUCACCUGGCCUCUCAGCUGUCCCACAGUCUUCUACCAGGUGUGUUGAAGCAGCAGUGUGUCUGUCCGUUGUCCUGGAAGCUGAUGGAGACGCUGUGGAGACGGAGAGGACGAAGACGAAGAGACAUCUACUCAGAGAUGCUGGACGAGGUGCACACCUGUCCUCUAACUCAGUACCCAGCGGACCCUGCUGUCCAUCAGUACCUCAGUGUUUUCGACCUCCUCCAGUCUCUGGAGUCGUCCUGCUGGUCUUCAUUGUCUCUGAAGUCCCUGCUGCCUCCUGAUGGAUCCAGUCUGACCAGGUCCCAGAUCAACUCAGCCCUGUCCUGGUCCUGCAGGACCUUGUCUUCUGACCCUGGGACAGGAGACAGUCUCAGGCUCCGCCCCCUCCUCUUGGUGGGGGUGCUGCAGCUUCCCUCUCAGACGUCGGAACUCAAACACGUUCUUCAUCUCAGAGAUGCUACAGCAUCUGUAGCCUGCAUCGUCACGGAAACCAGUGAGGAAGAUGAUGGACGUCAGACGUCGUUCUUCAACACCGCCUGGAUAGGAUGUCUGGUGUGUGUCCUCAGGUUCACCAUGGUAACAGAAAGAUUCCUCCAAUCAGAUUUCCCCUCCUACCAACACCUGGACCAGGAGAGGUUUAUCACACACAGACGCUGCAGAGUUUACCUGCAGUUCUCUUUGGACCACCUCCUCAUCCUCAGUCCUUCUGCUGCCAUGGCAACAUAUCUAAAGCAUAAGGAGGAGGAGUCAGGAGGUGACGUUACACUGAAGAAUCCAACAGAAGAAGAGAUCAUAGGGAGGAAGAGGAAAAGAGAAGAUGACGACUCUUCAUCCUCCUCUGUUACCAUGGCAACAUGCACUGGGGGCGGAGACUCUCGACCUUGUGUUUCUAUGGUGAUCAGGGUGGAGGAGAAGGAGGGUAUGACCUGGAAGAACACAAGGCCAGAGGAAGAGGAGGAGGUGGGGCUUCAGCUUUGCUUCUCAGUCAGAGCUGCCGUGAUUGGUCCCUUGGUCAGCUGGGGGCGGGACCCAAAACAUGUGCCAAUGAUGGACAGAGAGGUGGACAUAGAGAAGGAGGAGAAGGUGGUGCUGGUGUUCUCAGGUGUGUCUGCUCGGUGGUUUCCUGUCCUGCAGCCUGCAUGUUUCUACAGACUCGUUGCUGCCAACACACAGGAUCCCAGUGUUCUGAUUGGCUCUGGAGUCCAUGGGCAAAGUGGGGUGGAGCUUCACACUGACUCCACACUUCAGAUCAGAUCUGAUUGGAGGUUCCACACUUUGACACGCCCCCCGCUGCUGCUCACCUGCAGACAGGUUGUCUCACCUCAUGUCCUGUCUGUCUCUGAGGCGCUGGACUGCAGCUCAGAGAUGCUGUGUGUUCAGGGUCUGCUGACAGAGAGGAUACACACCCAGUCUGAACACACACACACAGGUACACACUCAGGUGUGCGUCUCACACUCUGUGACCAAACUGGGAGGAGUCUCAGAGUAUACCUGGACUUAAGCCACACCCCUUACCUAGCUGGCUUGUUGCCUGGCAACACCCUACUACUGUCUGGUUUCCAGAGGAAGCUGUCCAGGUCAGGAAGUGUGUACUGCUCCUACCUGCAUGUCAGCUCUAUAACUGUGAUGUCACUGGGAGAUACCAGCCAUGCUCCGCCUCCUCCUGCUCCCAUGAUGCACCUGGGUCCGUGGUCUAUGAGCAGCGAGGAGCAGAGCAUCAUGGGACAGGUGAGAGGUCACCUGGUGUGUUUCCUGUUUCUGCAGCUGCAGUGGAUCUGCUCAGUCUGUGGCUCGUUGUACACACAGUCGUGCAGGUCUCGGUGUGGAUCCUCCUCCUCCAGGUUUCAGUCCAAAGCAAAGUUGGUGGUAGACGACGGUACCGGUGAGGCUCACGUCUGGUUCUCAGGUGUGAUGGUUCGUCAUCUGCUGGGAUUGGCUGAUUCUCAGUGGGAGGGGCUUCAGAGAGCUCUUAGGACAAGAGGUCAUAUCAGAGUCUACCCUAGGGGGCGGGGCCUGGUGUGUGACGGAGGCUCUGACGACCCCCUCCUCCACUUCCUGUUGUGUGUGUGCAGCAGUGAUGUCGUGUGUCGGCCGAUCUUCAUCACCUGCAGGAAACACACCAAUCAGAAGUCUGAGGAGGUGAGGCGGUUCAGUCGAGGAGAGAGAGACUUCCUGACCAGGCUGACUCGUCCUCUGCAGCUCACCUGUGUUCACCUGUUUACUGAAUGAUGGUUCAAUCUAACUUUAUCUGUUCUGUGUGAUCAGAUCAAUCAAUAAAUCUGUUUUCACUCC
Molecule: messenger RNA, 3900 nt
Organism: Melanotaenia boesemani (Boeseman's rainbowfish)
Lineage: Eukaryota; Metazoa; Chordata; Actinopteri; Atheriniformes; Melanotaeniidae
Gene: ctc1
Product: CTS telomere maintenance complex component 1
Exons: 24
Coding region: 13-3837 (1274 amino acids)
Biological process (GO): positive regulation of DNA replication; telomere maintenance via telomere lengthening
Cellular component (GO): CST complex
Molecular function (GO): telomeric repeat DNA binding; single-stranded DNA binding
Source: RefSeq, a predicted model, not a curated record